CGGACCAGCGGCACAGUCCCGCCGAAGGAGGAGGAGCUGCGGGCGGCGGUGGAGGUGCUGAGGGCGCACGGCCUGCACUCGGUCCUGGAGGAGUGGUUCCUCGAGGUGCUGCAGAGCGACCUGCAGGCCAACAUCUCCCCGGAGUUUUGGAACGCCGUCUCCCAGCGCGAGGGCUGCGCCGACGAGCCGCAGUGUCUCCUGCUGCUGCUGGACGCGUUCGCGCUGCUGGAGAGCCGCCUGGACCCCUACCUGCGCAGCCUGGAGCUGCUGGAGAAGUGGACCCGCCUGGGCCUGCUGAUGGGCACCGGCGCCCAGGGGCUGCGGGACAAGGUGCACACCACGCUGCGGGGCGUCCUGUUCUUCUCCACGCCCAGGACCUUCCAGGAGACGGUGCAGCGCCUCUACGGGCGCUUCUUGAGGGUCUACAUGCAGAGUAAGCGGAAAGGAGAGGGGGGCACGGACCCCGAGCUGGAGGGGGACUUGGACAGCAGGUAUGCCCGCCGCCGCUACUACCGGCUCCUGCAGAGCCCGCUGUGCGCGGGGUGCGGCAGCGAGAAGCAGCAGUGCUGGUGCCGCCAGGCCCUGGAGCAGUUCCACCAGCUCAGCCAGGUCCUUGGAUCGAGAGGGUGGUCGGCUGGCUGGGCAAGGUGUCGUCCAGUGGGUGUUCCUCGUCUCAGGCGUGGGCGUGGCCGGCCUCUCCCUGCAGACUUCCCUGACUCCCGGCCGGCCGUGGAGGACCUCAAGUACUGCCUGGAGCGGACUGACCAGCGGCAGCAGCUGCUCGUGUCCCUCAAGGCCGCCCUGGAGACGCGGCUUCUCCACCCAGGCGUCAACACGUGUGACAUCAUCACCCUCUACAUCUCGGCCAUCAAGGCGCUGCGCGUGCUGGACCCCUCCAUGGUCAUCCUGGAGGUGGCCUGCGAGCCCGUCCGCCGCUACCUGAGGUGUGCCAGCAGUGACCCUCCCGCAUCUGCAGGGAAGUCCAGCUCCAAGCGGCGCUCCUCGGACAUCAUCAGCCUGCUGGUCAGCAUCUACGGCAGCAAGGACCUGUUCAUCAACGAGUACCGCUCGCUGCUGGCCGACCGCCUGCUGCACCAACCCCCACCGUCCCCCCAGGACAUGGCCGACUCCCGCCGCAUCAACGCCAACAUCCGCGAGGAGGACGAGAAGCGGCCCCUGGAGGAGCAGCCGCCGUUUGGGGUCUAUGCCGUCAUCCUGUCCAGCGAGUUCUGGCCCCCCUUCAAGGACGAGAAGCUGGAGGUGCCCGAGGACAUCCGGGAGGCCCUGGAGGUCUACUGCAGGAAGUACGAGAAGCUGAAGGUACUGCCCGACCUCAGCUGGAAGCACACGCUGGGGCUGGUGACCAUGGACGUGGAGCUGGCCGACCGCACGCUGUCCGUGGCCGUGACCCCCGUGCAGGCCGUGGUCUUGCUGUACUUCCAGGACCAAGGUGAGCGGCCUGACGCUGUCAGGAGGGUGGGCAGGACUUGGGCAGCGCCUUCCCCAUGGGGCCGGGGGGUGACGAGGCAGAGGUGGGGGACACUGCCCGCAGCCAUUUCUGAGCCACCGCCUCUGGAGGAGGGUGGCCACCUCCUCUGGGUGAUUGGGGACCCCCUGGGGGCCUCCAAACUGGGCAUCACUGGGAGAAGCGCCUGGGAACCGCUGUGGGAGCUGCUGUGA
Myotis brandtii (Brandt's bat) is the source of this 1680-nucleotide messenger RNA. It is a transcript of the gene ANAPC2, whose product is annotated as anaphase promoting complex subunit 2. Gene Ontology annotation, biological process: ubiquitin-dependent protein catabolic process. Gene Ontology annotation, cellular component: anaphase-promoting complex. The transcript is spliced from 9 exons. Gene Ontology annotation, molecular function: ubiquitin protein ligase binding. Lineage: Eukaryota; Metazoa; Chordata; Mammalia; Chiroptera; Vespertilionidae. The annotation marks the transcript as partial. The record is from RefSeq and is a predicted model, not a curated record.